Raphanus sativus (radish) is the source of this 723-nucleotide messenger RNA. RefSeq names its product ACD11 homolog protein-like. The transcript has a single exon. Lineage: Eukaryota; Viridiplantae; Streptophyta; Magnoliopsida; Brassicales; Brassicaceae. Gene Ontology annotation, cellular component: cytoplasm; membrane; cytosol. Gene Ontology annotation, biological process: intermembrane lipid transfer; ceramide transport. Bases 1 to 723 code for a protein of 240 amino acids. The record is from RefSeq and is a predicted model, not a curated record. Gene Ontology annotation, molecular function: ceramide 1-phosphate transfer activity; ceramide 1-phosphate binding.
AUGGAGGAGGAAGAAGAGGAGGAAGACGACACUUUCGAGGAUGCCGUUUGCAACAAGACACCAGCGAGAGUCACGAACGAUGCCGUGUGCAACAAGAUACCAGCCAGAGUCAACACCCCUUUGUCUAUUAUCACCGAGGCGUUCGAAAAUCUAGCUGAUCAGCUGAAACCGGACAUAACCACCGAAGAAGACGGACUAAAGCUUGAUGCUUUCUGCAAUGCGUGUACUCAUGUCUCUGUCCUCUUCAGCUGCCUCGGAUUCGCCUUCAAAUUCGCUGAGAUGGAGUACAUCUCCAAAGUUAACGAUUUGGUUGAAGCUUCGAAAACAUUGGACACGUUACAGAAUAUUUUGGACCUAGACGUGGAGAAAGAUACGGUGAAAACACCAGGUAGUCGUUCGCGUAAUCUAAGACGCGUGAGACUAGGGUUAGACCUAAUCCGAGCAAUUUUCGAGAAGUUCUUGAUGACAGAUGAGUACUCUUUGAAAGACGCUGCGACAACAGCUUACACGGAAGUAUGCGCACCGUUUCAUACAUGGGCUGUUAGAACCGCGGUUUACGCGGGAAUGUAUACGCUUCCAACGAGGGAUCAGCUUCUGUUACGGCUCAAUGAAACUGAACAAUCUGUUGAGAAGAACAUGAGGAGGUACAUGGAAGCGUCACGACCCAUCAUAGAGUAUAUUGACAAACUUUACAUUGAAAGGAACAUUAAACUCGACUGGUAA